Messenger RNA from Neospora caninum, 372 nucleotides. Its product is annotated as Dynein light chain Tctex-type 1, related. The coding region runs from base 1 to 372 and encodes 123 amino acids. The transcript is spliced from 5 exons. Lineage: Eukaryota; Apicomplexa; Conoidasida; Eucoccidiorida; Sarcocystidae. Gene Ontology annotation, molecular function: dynein intermediate chain binding. Gene Ontology annotation, biological process: microtubule-based movement. The record is from RefSeq and is a predicted model, not a curated record. Gene Ontology annotation, cellular component: cytoplasmic dynein complex; cytoplasm.
AUGGCAGCCACAGAGACCCUCUCGAAAAAGGCUAAGUGGUCCGUCGAGGAAGUGGAGCGGGUUAUCCUUGAGGUGGUUGAAGACCAGCUGCAGGAUGUUGAGUACGACGAAGGGGUUGUCUCCCAAUGGGUCAACAACAUCUGCGAGGAAUGUUCGCGGCGGCUUGUGGACUUGAAGAUGCCGUUCAAGUAUAUUGUGCAAACGGCGGUUCUACAACGAACGGGCGCGGGCAUUCAUGCAGGCUCCUCCUGUUUCUGGGAACCUGCCGACGACGGCACGAUCGUCUGCCUCUGGCCGCGUGAGAGGCUGCAGAGUCAAGAGAAGAAAGGCGGCGUCCAGGCCUGUGUGGUUGUCUACGUUAUCAGUCUCUAA